GAAAAUGCUUUCAUACUAUCGAGAAGAAACAUAAUCAUUGUGGAACGAAAGUAGUAGACGGAUAUAAUUAAAUUUCUAGAUAGAAUUUUAAUGUACGACUGUAAAAUUUUCACGAAUUUAUCCUGUGAGGAACUGGAGAAAAGUGUUUCUGAUCGAAAUCACAAGUUAUUAUCUCCUGAGAUUCCUGAAAACUUUCAACUCGUCAAAGAUGAUUUCGAGGAAAUCGAUGUUGAGUAUUUAUUUGUCAGGGUGCAAUACACUAUGAGGAAUCAAAUAGGGAAAUCCAGCAGCAAAUUCUCAUGUAACGCUGAAGUCAUUGACCAAUAUGUGAAAAACGUAUUUGACUUACCUACAAAGAUAUACGACGAUCUUCGUACGGAGGCUUGUCAGGCUGAGCCACCUGUCGUAGUUUUAAAUGUUUCAGUUAUUGAAGCUAAAAACUUGGAAGCUAAAGAUUUAAAUGGAUUCAGUGAUCCUUAUUGUAUUCUAGGAAUAAUAUUUGGACGUUAUGUGGGUCAGAAUGAGAAAUCUACAACUCCUGAUUCAUUUAUAAAGACUACAACUACAACAUCUAGUCAAAAUGAUUUAGAAACUGUGCAAACAAUGCGAAACGCUUCAGGAAAAAAGGGUUUCGAUAAUAAUCGUGUUACAUUUACGCGUUCAUCAUUUCGACGUUUUAGUCAAUCUCUUAAUAAGCGAACAAACCAAAGUGAUAAACUACAAACAUCUCAUAAUGAAUCAUUUAAAAUGGCUGGCGCUGCAUCGUCUAAAUCUGUAGUUGAUAAAGAAGGACAUAUCCCAGUUGGAAUAAUGAAAUCAACUCAGGUCAAAGAGCAAACAUUAAAUCCUGUUUGGAAUGAAAGUUUUCGACUGGAAAUAGACGAUAUAUCAAGUGAUAAGUUACAUUUGGAUAUAUGGGAUCAUGAUGAAGAGACCAGUGUAUUAGAAGCGGUUCGGAGUUUAAAUGAAAUUCGUGGUGUAAAACAGUUAGGUCGUUACUUUAAACAAGUUAGUCAAUCAGCACGUAAAAAUCAAACUGGUGAUAUGGAUGAUUUUUUAGGUUGUGUCACAAUCGAUAUCAAAGAUAUACCAUCUACAGGUUUAGAUAGUUGGUUCAAAUUAGAAGGUCGUUCAAAUCGAUCAAAAGUUCAAGGUGAAAUUCAUUUAGCGCUUAACUUAAGCGCACAAAAUGAUUUAAAUGAAGUUGAACGUGAUAAAACUGUGGCUAUUCAAGAACAUAUUCAAUUAUUUUAUUUAUUUUCACUUUAUCAAUUAAAACAAGAAAAUAGUACUGGAAUACCAUGGAAUGGAAAUAUAGUUGAAGAAGGUGAAAUUAUUCUUCAUCAACAUGCUAUUCAAAAUGGACUGACAGAAAUACAAGUUGCCAUGUGUCAGUGGAUAGCAUUGAUUCGAUUAAAUUAUACUAGAUCAUUGGAUCAAAUCAUUCUUUUACACACAUUCAAACAUCUUAUAUCAUUAUGGUCAGAUAAACUACUUACUAGAGAAGAGAAAUUCGUUCUUGCACGUUAUGAAAAACACAAAACCGCUGUUAUGGGAAAACCCGAUAAGUUGGAUUUGGCACAUUAUGAAAUAUCUCAAUUAAUAUUAUUGAUUAAAUUGUUGAUUAUUGAUUUGGAAAAAUGUUGUGAAGUUUAUUCACCAAUUAUUAAAAAGUAUCUGGAUUUGGAUCCUUUUAUAAAUAUGUACAAAUUUUAUGCAAAUUCUCUACAUCAUGAUUACAUAACUAUCAAUGUUCUACAGAAUCUAGUACUACCAAUAAUAAAUCAAGAAUUGGAAACUAAAUCAUCUUUGUCAACUGGUAAACAGUGUUUAACAAAAUCUAUAGAGUUGAAAUCAUUAUUUGUUCUUUAUUUACUACUUAAAAAAUUUGAAAAUAUGUAUGAUAUCAAAAUAAAAUCUAGUGAACCAAAGAAAUUAAUUGAUUUCGAUUGGUAUACAUGGUUUCGACCAGUUAUUUCAUAUUGGAUACAACAAUGUAAUUCUCAAUUGUUAUCUAAUUUAGAUGGAGAUAUACAAAAUGAUCAACUUAUACCAACUAAUGAACAAUUAAUAAAUUUUUUACCAAAUGAAAUUAAAAUAGAAAAAUAUUUUGGUCUACAUUCAAUAUCAAGUUUACAAAUAACAAAUAAUUUGACUCAAUUAAUAAAUACAUGGUUAUUGAUUAAUUGGCCAGAUGAACAAACUAAAUAUAAUUAUGUUAUUGAAAUUGUUCAAAUUGCUUGUGAAGUUACUUUAUCAUAUGCAAAACAGUUACAUGAGAAACUUCGUCUACAAGGAUAUUGUGAUGAAGAAGGGCAGUUUGAUAUUUCAACCUCACUCUCUAUUGGAUUGAACAAUUUGGAAUUAAUUUCAAAAUUUAUUCAAUGCAUUCUACUAUUUUUAAAUGUACAAACUCCUUGGUCGUCUAAUAAUAAAAAUAUUGUUCCCAGUAUUUCUAAUACUAACAACACGAGUAGUGUUCUUUGUGGUACUAUCACUGAUAAAAGUAACAAUACUAAAAGUAAUGAUAAUAAUAACAAUAAUCGUGGGACUAUUGAUACCACAAAUGUAACCAGUAAAUCGAUUGAUGAUGAAGAAACUAAAAUUUCCUACCAACAUUUAGAAACUUUAAAGCGUCUUCAACAUAAAGGAUAUGGUGAACUUAUUCGUGUAUUGAAUCGAACAAUCUAUCGUAUGAAUGCUAAAAUGAGACCAGAAAUCAGAAAGAAUGUCUUUCAUUUAUGUUGGAGUCUACGAUCAACUCCUGUUGAUAAGGCUAUGCAUGAUUUAAUCGUUUAUUUGGACUCCAAUAUAAGAACAUUAAAAAUUAAUGUAUCUAGUAAUUUAUUACAUCGUUGUAUACUAUCAAUAUGGCAUGAAUGUCUUGAACAAUAUAUGGAACAAACAAUUAAAGAAGGUGAAAUUAAUUCAACUAAUAUUGGUGGUCCUGGUGCAUUUCUACAAAUUAAAUCAGAUUUUAAUGCAGAUAAUAAUAAUAAUUCAGCAAUUAUACCACUAUCUACUCAUGAAAUGUAUGAAUUAAUAUCUAAUUUACCAAUGGAAAUAGAUAAAAAUCAAAUUUUUCGAGCUAAAUCUACAUUAGAAAGAUUAAAAAAGUCUUUAGGCAUAUUACUUGAAUUUUUCUUAAAAAUUGGUGAGGAUCAAAUCAAUAAAGGAAGUUUAGAAACAGAAGAAUAUAAUAAUGUAAAAUAUUUGAUCCAACUAUAUAACAGUAGUACACCAGAAGUGGUUGAACAGUAUUUCAUUGAAAAACUUAAUGAACAAGUAAGCUAUCAUUAUUCAUGAGUUGAACAUUGUAGUGUCAGUUACUAUGUUAAGCCCACAUAACAUUCUGGCUUCUGGACAGUCCAAUUUAUCCAUUCUUUUUGAGUCAUAUUUUGACCGUGUUAAUUACUCACUUAUCAACCUUGACUGUUUUUAUAUGAGCGUUUGUGUGCACUUCUUACCUUACUUAUCACAAGACACUUAUUUAAGGACCGAUUCACCAGGAAAAUUGCAAUGAACAGUAUUCUUAAAACUUUAUGAUUAUUAUUAGAUCCAAAGAUUUUGUAACUGACUUAACAUAUAUCAGUAUGUUACUGGUUUGAAUAAAUAAACAUUUAGAAGAACACUUGUACUCUAAAAAUUCUGCACCUAAGAUACUGUAGUUUCAUAUCUUAGAUACUGUGUUAUUCACCAUCCAACCGUGAGAGAAAGUAUCCAGGAAACUGGAAUAUAAAGUAAUAUUUUCCACUGGUUACUCCUCAAAGACAUUUUGAUGAGUUUAUGCAGGACAGCUUAAACAAUUCGUAAUGGUAAAUAGACAAUAACAACUUUUCGUAGGAAAUGUGAUCUACCAGUGCCACAAUAUUAGGUCCUUUCAGAUAAAAUAGAAAGGUUAACACGGUUUUUGUCUUUUAAAUUUAGUCCACAUCAUGAACCAACGUUAGUCAGGGAACCAAACAAAAACCAGAAUCCACUGGAUAGUUGUUUUCACCUUAUAAAUCCUUAUCAGUCUGUACUUCAUAUAUUAUCACUGGUUUUACUCCCCUUAGACAACAACGGACAUGAAUUCAACUAGAAAAACAUUAAAAUUCUUCUUCGAAGAAAUCCUAAAACUGUCGGGAAAUUUCUAGGGGUAGAGCUUUCAGAUUAAUUAAUAGACACAUCCACAUUGAACUAAUCUGUCAACCGAUACGUUAAAUUUCUGUCAGUCACAUGAUUAAAGGUCAACCAAACAAAACAGUCAUUUUGACUAGAGGCGACAAUAAAGUCAAAAAACCUUUAAAUGCAUCCAGUCAUAAACGAAGCCGCUAGAACGAAUUCUGUGCUUGUAAUUCUUCAAUAAUGCACAUGGAAUGAGCACACAAUUUAUCGACUAAUCAAACUGAAGUCAUUCAGUUAGCCUUUACUAGGAAUUUAAAGUUGAAAUGUUGAAUGCUAACUUACUUAAAAACUUAUUUUAAUAUUAAAAUGAAGAUCAAUUGCUCUAAAACACCCUUUUUCAGAGUUUUUCUCAAUUCCAUCCAAGAAUGUAUCAUUCUAUACAUUACUUAAAUUGCGCACAACAAUUGAAAUAAUCUGAGAGUUUGUUUUUCUUGGUCUUGACCGCUUUUGAGCAAAAAUCACUAUAUGCAAAGUAGUGAGAGUAUUUUUUGAUUAUUUAAUUCAACUAAAAAGCGGAGAACAUUGAUAUGGUCAAAGGAACGUUUACAUAAACCCAAUGAAUCGUCACAAUGAAGAUGUUAUAUCAAGGAAAACUUUCUUUUCAAUGAUCUCAUUUUCUCGAAUUGUACUAGUGAAUUUACAGCAAUUUUUCAUUCACAGAGGUUUAUAGUAAAGUAGAGAACUCUUAUGUCACUGACAGAGGUACUAGAAAUCGAUCAACACUUAAAGUUGCGUAAUAACCAGAGGGUGAUAAUGUAUGAAAUCAGAAAUCGCCCUCUUAACGAUGAUACAGGAUAUGAACAAAUUAAUGUCAAAAAUAAUUUACAAAAAAAAGAUAUAGAACAAUGAUAAGAGAGAUACUUGUCCGCUUGAU
Molecule: messenger RNA, 5041 nt
Organism: Schistosoma curassoni
Lineage: Eukaryota; Metazoa; Platyhelminthes; Trematoda; Strigeidida; Schistosomatidae
Source: the annotation of a GenBank genome assembly